AAACACUAACCAGACCCGUAAACAAUCGAAAGCCCGCCGGGGUUUCGGAAGAUUUAACUUCGUAUAAAAGUAAUUUGUAUAAUUAUCGCUUGUAAAACAAUAUAACCUAUUAUGUAUUCAUCCAAGAAGCUGUAAAUUAUAUAAUUAUUACAAAAUCGAGUAAAGUUUUCUGUUAUACAAAAUCAAAAACAAGAUAGGGGCGAGACCAGACAAGACUGACAAGAUAUUUGCGUGCGUCAACAAAGUUGAUGCGUUCUUUUAGUGACUGCAUUUGAGUAACCAAAGUCAUCGAAGCGAACAAAAUGUCUUCGAGACCAUCUAGACCAGCACCGCCUCCGCCUAAGCCAGGCAGCGUCAAAGUGUUCAGGGCACUCUACAAGUACACCGCACAACAGCCGGAUGAACUCUCUUUCGAAGAGGGCGACCUCCUCUACGUCUUCGACAUGACCUCUGACCCGAACUGGUGGAAAGCACGAUGCGACCGAAAGAGCGGGCUUAUUCCAAGCAACUACGUCGAAGAAAAUGCCGAGGAACUGCUCCACCCCCUCCACGACUCCGCCAAGCGAGGGAAUUUGCACUUCCUGGAAGAGUGUCUCGCCAACAAGGUUCCCGUAAACAGCCUCGACAAAGCGGGCUGCACCGCGCUACACUGGGCGUGUCACGCCGGACAUGUGGAGUGUGCCAGGAUCCUGCUUUCUGUUCCCGGAGUACACAUUGACGCUCAGAACAAGCUCGGCGACACGGCACUCCACUCAAGUGCAUGGAAAGGACACGCAGACAUCACCAGAAUGCUUCUAGCAUCAGGUGCCGACAAGACCUUGAAGAACGGGGAAGGAAGGACUCCCCUGGAACUCACGACCGAUCCCGAAACCGUCGCUCUUCUUAGGACGUCGACACGGAACUCUACGUCCGCAGAUGCCGAGGAGUACCUGCAAUCUGACGAAGACUCGAGCUAACCUCGCGCACCUUGCACCUUCAAAGAGGGACCCAGUCAUUCCAAGAGCGAAAGCCUAACUAUAUUUUUGUACUUUCCCUGUCUCCAGAGUGGGUCAAAUUAAAUUUGUUUUUAACGAGUGAA
Molecule: messenger RNA, 1078 nt
Organism: Ixodes scapularis (black-legged tick)
Lineage: Eukaryota; Metazoa; Arthropoda; Arachnida; Ixodida; Ixodidae
Product: osteoclast-stimulating factor 1
Exons: 8
Coding region: 303-956 (217 amino acids)
Biological process (GO): signal transduction
Molecular function (GO): protein binding
Source: RefSeq, a predicted model, not a curated record